Molecule: messenger RNA, 4967 nt
Organism: Magallana angulata
Lineage: Eukaryota; Metazoa; Mollusca; Bivalvia; Ostreida; Ostreidae
Product: trichohyalin-like
Exons: 15
Coding region: 789-3593 (934 amino acids)
Source: RefSeq, a predicted model, not a curated record
CCAUAAUUCCAUGCACCAACUGCAUGUUUUGAAUUUUAAAACAACCGAUUAUCCGUGCUGAUUAACAGUCAUUCAUUCUCUAUCAGGAAACAUGCAAGUGUUUUUUUGCGAACUCUUUAACAGCUUUGGAUUUUCUCAUAUCACUCUCCCAUAUAUAACUAAGAACAAACAUUGCAAUCUACCCGGGUAAAUGGGUAGUUUUGUAGUUAAUGGCUCUACGUACCAUUCAUUGGCCAGAGGAUACGUCCUAGCAAGAAUCUAUUGAAUAGACAUUGGAAAGGAAAGGAAUUUUUUCAAUAUAUCCCAAGCUCGGAAUCUACGGAUGUGUAAAAGCUGUAUUGGAAUCUCUGUGAAAGUCGUAAAAAAUAAGAAUAUUGGAUUAUGUGUGUUUUAACUUGGACAUUGUUUUUAUCCCCCGGGCGCUUAUUACAGCGUUCAAGUAUUCUAAUAUAAGAAAAACUACAAAGUUUAAUAUUGAACUAAGUGUGAGGGCAAACAAGCAACUGGGAUCCAUUAAGGAAAGACAUUAAGCCUUUUGUAUUUCAGGGCUAGUUUAACUUUGUGUGCUCUGUGAUUCUAGAGGUGUAGUCGCCUGAUAAGUGUAUUCCAGUCAUGGAUUAAAGGAGGAUACCAACAAAAUAGAAAAGAAAAAUCCUGUUUUGCCAUUAAGGCCAAGGAUACUUGUGAAAAAAAGGAACCUUUUGUUCUUUGGAGCUUAUAGUUAUACGGAGGUUUAUUUGGAUAUUUUUUUUAUUAAGCCACCCGCAGAGGGAAUUUCGGUUUUCACAAUGUCGAGUUUGAUGGAAAGAUAUAAAACUUUUAAAAGGCCUUCAUCUGGAGAGCUUAUAGAUCUUCAUGUGUACAUAGUCCCACCAGAGAUUUGGAGAGAAAGAUAUAACAACUUGUUAAAUCAGAAUGUUACAGAGACAAUCUCAGCGGGAAUCAUAAGGGUACACCCAGAGCGUUUUGUGUACGAUCUCCGCAAUGAGUUGGAGCAGCAGGUGGGAGAGGAUAUGCUCCCUCGAGACUACGUGUUCCUUAAAAGUGUGGGUCGCAGUAUAACCAGGUUAAAACAAAAACAAGAAUACCAGUUAAAAGCAAAGCAUUUUAUCCCUCCUCAGGCCUAUGCCCCAGAGUUGUAUUUAUUGGAGAUCAGUCCAGACGACCAGGGAAGUAGCAGGACUUCAACCCGGCCGCAUUCUCCAUUUUCUCAAAACCAUGAAAGUGAAGAUGAACGUCGCUCGGGCAACAAAUCUAAACAUAGGCAUAAUGACUCAUCCCCAUAUCGCUACUCCCCCCUCCCCAAAAUUAAGUCGGGACACAGUCCCACGCAUAACAGGGGUGAAUACAAUCACAAUGGCGACAUAAGAACAGAAAAUGGUCGGUUAUCAGACUCCUGGGGCUCCAAUAGAGACAAACGCACCCCACCCCCUCCCCAAAAUGUGCCAAGAACCCCUCCACACCCCAAAGCCUCUAGGGAUCAGACCCCUCGUGAACACACUUCUCGGGGGGAGUCCCAUAGGGCUCCUCCUCCUAGGUCUUCCCCUACUCCAACAGAUCACAGGAAGCGGGCUGACCAGAGCCGGGAACCAGUUUCAGGGACCUACACUAACCACACCAACGAAGAUUCAGGGAUUAAUGUCAACUCUCCAGAGGACCACUUCGAUGCACUAGACAGAAGGAAACAUGAUGAGGAUAGAAAUAAUGACCUCAACCGCCGUCUUCAUCCUGACAACGAAGAUGACCACCACAGAAAUGGUGAUAUUAGUGAUGAUGAGUGGGAGCGAAGACGUCGAGAGGAAGAGGAGAGAAGGCGGAGAGAAAGUGAAGAACGCAGAAUGAAAGAGGAUGAGGAUCGGAGAAAAGAAGAGGAAGAACGGCGUCGUCUGGAGGAAGAGAGAGAGAGGAUAUCAAAGCAACAGUUAACAGGUUCAGAUGAGGCCACCAGGAAUCAAACAGAAGAUACACCUCUUUCACUAUAUGAUGAACCUUACGUUAAUGACAUUCAAAAUCAAGGAAACAAGUCCAUUUUAAAAGACUCCAAUGUAGUGGUCCAAAUCAAUGAUGAAAUUCAUGGUAAACUGACCCCAAGGGUCAUAGUUCAUGUCAACAGUGGCUCAAGCAAUAGAACAGUUGAAGAGGAGAGUUACCGUAGAAACCGGCUAAAGGUUGGAGACACUGGCUACAACAGUGACUGGGAUAGCAGAAGUUACCGUAGUGAUGGGUACCUCUCUGACGCCAGUGUUCAAAGAAACAGACCUCCAGUUAACGAUAAGACUUUUGUUUCUUCCGACGAACAGUCUAGAGCUCAAAGCAAAACUGACAGGCAGUCUGUUGCUAACAGAACUGAUAAUGCAAAUCAGAAUGGUUCUCUGAAAAAGGAUGAUACCUUUGAUGAAUAUGGAAGCAGAAAUGGAAGACCAUCGGCUGAAAGAAGCAGAAGUCGAAAGGAAGUCUCCUGGUCAGAUGGUCAAAAACAGAAUGAUAAAAAUGGCACAUCUUCUAAAGAUAAAGUAGGAAACUCUGACCAAAACAAGGAUGACCAGAAGGCCCCUCCUACAAUAGUAACUCAACCAGCAAGUUCGGAAGCUAGUCAGAGGCCUCCUAAAGACAACCCUGUCCAUGGGACAGAUCUGCCCCUGAAUUCUGUCACUGAAGAAGUUCACAGUGGAUCUAGUCAACCAAAUCACAGAUUGAAUGGGUCGGCCUCUCUUGAUGCCAGGAGCAAGGUCGGCACCGAGUCCUCUUUUGAGAAAUCUGAAGCUGAUACGAUGAUUUCCAAUGUCAACAGCGGGUAUCAAGGAGAUGUCAGUGACAUUGGGCCUGAUGAAAAAACAGAAUAUCGCAAGAAAAAUUUAAAGGACCUCAACAGAUUCCCUUCCCCACCUCCUCUACAAAUGGACUCGAAUCAGGGUCAAGAAACCGAGUCAUCAAAGCAAAACAAAAAGGCAGAAAAAGCUGUGACCAAGCCCCCUUUUUCUAAACAAGAGACAAAACAGGAAAUAAAAGAGCGGCUAAUGAAAGAAUUAGAAGCAGCUCGCGAAGCCAGGAGGGCUGUAGAAAAACAAAGAGAAGAGCUCGUGAAAAAGGCCAAGUUGAUGCAAACAAAAACACAGAACAGAAGGAACCAUGACAUGAUGAAUGUUUUUGAUGCCAGGGAUUUGUGGAAGAAGCGCUACUUUGAAGAAAAGAAGAAGACCCCGCCACUGGAAGAGCAGUGUAAUAGACUACGACACGAACUAGAUAUCAUUCAUAGGAAAUUAAUGAACACCUUGGAAGGGCCUUCGAAAGAGAAGUCCACAAGACUCGGCGACUUGAAACCUUCCCAAAAGAAUAACUAUAAAAUACAAGCGACGAGGUUAACUCAUGAAAUUGAUGACAUGAGGCGCAGACUCGAAAAUGCCAAGAUGAAACUGACAGCUGAGAUGAAGCUACGCAAUCAGGCAGAAACGGAACUUCGAGCAUUGCGAGCGGAAUUAACUCAGCAGAAAAUCCAGCUGACUUUGGCACGAAGCCAGCAGAUGGCCAAAUUGACCCCAACCACGCAUGAUUCACGUCUGGAUUCACGUCUGUUGACCUCCUCGUAUUCGUAGCAAUUUCUUGUUGAUAUAAGAUACAUUUUAUAUUGAUAUUAUUGUAAAAAAAAAAAAAGUAAUAUAUGUUCAACUUUAUGAAUGUAGAAAAGAAAACUAGUUUUAUGCCAUCUUGUACAUUGCAAGAAUUGUAACAAUUUAAUAUUGAUGUCUAGGCUACAAGAUGUACAUAUUAUAAACAGUUGUAGCAUCAAUUAAGACAUAUCUUAUUAAUAAAUGAUUAGAUGGAAGUUUGCAUGGUUAGUUUGACAAUGGUCAAUAGUUUUGAACGGUUCUUUAGAAAUAUUGACCUUUACAUGCACACUCUGGGUUUACAGCUUUAAGAAUGAUUCAAUUUUUUUUUUUUUAAAUAAUACACUUAAGUUUAUUUUUAAUUAUUCAAUUUUUUUAAAAACCCUUUCAGUAUAAAGGGGUAUUAAGAUUCUUCAUGUAUUUAUGCUGAUCCUUUUUGUAUUCUUUAUACUGUAUGAAUUAAAAUCAUUUCAAUGCUGAAUUUUUUUUCCAUGCAUCCACAAUUAAUGGAAACUUAAUACAUACAUCUAUGUACAUGAAAUUGAGUUUUGUUUAUGUUGAAAACAAUCUACUUUCUCUCUUAUGUUGUAAUACCCUUUUAAAUUCAUGUGUGUAACCACAUCUCUUCAAUCCAUUUACCGUAAUUCUGUUAAUGCAUGUACACUAGAAUGAGAGUCUGCAUGUGUAUAUUAAUCAAUUAUGAUUUUCUGUUUUGUUUUUUGAUUGUUAAUUUUGUUUCAUACGUCUUGUCAGCUGUUGAUCUGUGAUAUUUCCAUCAAUUUCUGUGAUUCAUUUACUUACACUGUAGACUGUACCAUAUCUACAUGUAUUUAUAUUUAUCUUCAAUCUUACAUGUUGUUUGGGAUGAGUGUCAUAUCAUAUUGUGUUAUAUUCUAUUUUAUUUUUUUGGUGUUUCUUUACAAUUAAUCAAGAUAUUCUUAUUAAUGAAAAAAUAUUAAUUUAUAACAAUAUUCUUUAGUUUCUUUUUUUUUUCGUUCCUUGAGAGAUCAAUUCAUGCAUUAAAAAAAACUAGUAUUAUAUACAGGAUAUUUUACAAAUUCACUGUGAUUUUUGUUACAUGUUGAAAUCUGCAAAUCAUCAAGACCACCUUUAUUUUUUUUACGUUAUGAGAGACUUUACAUUCGUAUAUGUACAUGUAGUUUAAUUUUGUAUGCUCUGUAUUGUUUUAAAAGCUUUGUGUAUCUCUGAAUCAGUAUUUCCACCUUCUGUCUUUUAUAACUUAUUUAUUUACCAUCCUGUCCAAUUCUGUAUAUUAUUUAUAUAACUAAGGACAGUAUUUGGUACAUGGAACCCCAAAAGUUCUUUUGUCAUAUUGAAUAAAUCUUUUAAAAAGAAUUGAAA